Musca domestica (house fly) is the source of this 2062-nucleotide messenger RNA. RefSeq names its product tubulin polyglutamylase TTLL13 (gene TTLL6B). The record is from RefSeq and is a predicted model, not a curated record. The transcript has 5 exons. Gene Ontology annotation, molecular function: tubulin-glutamic acid ligase activity; tubulin binding. Gene Ontology annotation, biological process: protein polyglutamylation; microtubule cytoskeleton organization. Lineage: Eukaryota; Metazoa; Arthropoda; Insecta; Diptera; Muscidae. Gene Ontology annotation, cellular component: cilium. Bases 123 to 2021 code for a protein of 632 amino acids.
AAAACAAAAUACAUAUUUUUUUUUUCAAAAACAUUUCAAAUAUUCCCAACGAAAAUCUUGCAUAAAAAUUGUCCUAUUGAUCGUGGAAGAUUGAUCUCUCUCACUCUUUCUAAUACCUCAUCAUGAAUCUAAAAAAAGCAAAAAUUUUUAAGCGAAUACAAAUGUUACAUCGCAUUUCGAGGGAAAAAUUACGUCAAGAAAAGCAAAGAGGGGAUGCGGAACAGCAGCUGUAUUGGAAUGUGGAAAGAGCUCUGUGUGAAUGCAAUGGCAAUGGUGUCGUGGAAAAAUCAAAUGAUAUUGAGAAUCAAAGUCAGGAGAUGGACAGUAGUGGCAUGGAGACAAUGCCUUCGAUAAGCUCCACCAGGGCCAGCAUUUGCAUCGCCCAAUCCCGCUAUUCAAUGAUUGGCUCCUUGGCCAAAUCUUUGGGUUACAAACUAACCAAGGCCAAUAGAUUGUGGAACAUAUUGUGGAGUGAUUCUCUGCCGGGUGUUGAGAUGUACAAGACUAUGAAAAGAUUUCAGCAAAUCAAUCAUUUUCCCGGCAUGAUGGAAAUUUGUCGCAAAGAUCUGUUAUCGCGGAACUUAAAUCGCAUGCUAAAGCUGUAUCCAAAGGAUUAUAAAAUAUUUCCCAAGACUUGGAUAUUUCCAGCAGACUAUGGUGAGGCGCUCAACUAUGCCCAGAGUAGUUGCGGGCUAAAAACGUUCAUUUUAAAACCGGAUUCUGGGGCCCAGGGACGUGGCAUAUGGCUGACAAACGAUCUGAAAACAAUCAAUGGCAGUGAACGAAUGAUUUGCCAGACCUACAUUGCAAAACCCCUGCUAAUCGAUGGCUACAAAUUUGAUUUGCGUGUCUAUGCCCUAAUCACCUCCAUUGAUCCGUUGCGCAUCUUUGUCUACAACGAGGGACUGGCACGAUUUGCCACUAGCAAAUAUCUGCCACCCUCUAUGGCCAACAACAGCGACUUGUAUAUGCAUUUAACCAAUUACUCGGUGAAUCGCAGAAAUGCCCAAUACGAACGCUGUGACGAUGAUAACUGUGGCAGCAAACGCACCUUUAGUUCCAUCAACACCUGGCUGGAGCAUAGAAAUCACAAUGUCGCAACAUUUUGGUCUCGCAUUGAUGAUAUUAUCAUCAAGACGAUAUUGAGUGCCUGGCCAACGUUGAAACACAACUAUCAUGCCUGUUUUCCGAAUCAUGAUCGUAUUCAGGCAUGUUUUGAAAUUUUGGGUUUUGAUAUUCUCGUGGAUGCAAAGUUUCGCCCCUACAUUUUGGAAGUUAAUCAUUCGCCCAGUUUUCACACCAAUGAAAUGGUCGAUCGUCAAGUGAAACGGCCAUUGAUCCGAGACACCCUGGCCCUGGUGUCGACAGCGCUGGCUGAUAAAAGACAAAUUCUGAAGGAGGAUCGUAAGAGAGUCAAGCAAAGGCUUUUGAAGCUCAAGCAAGAAAAUGGCUCCAAACUGACAGAUCAAGAAUCUGCCCCCUUGAGUGCCAUGGCUCAACAAAUUGCCUGGGAAGAAAGUCAUUUGGGCAAUUUCCGGCGCAUCAUGCCACCCAACAAUCAAACUCAACUCAAUUAUUACUCUCAAUUCUAUAGUCAAAAAAAUCAAGCCUCGAUCUAUGCUGAAACCGCGGCCAGCAAGAAACGUGAAGAAGUCUCGAAAAGGCUACGUCUGCAGCUGGAAGCAAGGCGACGUCGACAACACGACGAGCUACGAAAUCGUAAAGCUGGCAUUUUCAGAUUUGAAGAGCGUGGUAGAAAACGUUUAACCAUGCCGCGACGUCUAGUGGAACGACAACGCCUUACAUCGUUGCAAAAUCAAGCCCAUUGGACGCCAGGUUUUAUAUCGAGCGGUGAGGAACGUUUACGUCUGGCCUACAUGCAAAUGAGAAGUGAUCUUCUGAAGGAUAACAGAAUAUUGGAAAUGAUAUAUGGCAAUCUCUUCAAGGCUGGUAUCUUGAGUAACAGUGAUAUCUUAAAAUUUCCUGAACUCUAUAGGAAUUUGGAAAAUGGCUGUAAUUGAAAUGUUACUGAACUUUUGUAAUAAAAUUGUUGUGCCAUGCA